AUGGCAUCAAGCAAUCAUUCUUCAGUGGCUGAGUUCACCUUACAAAGUUUCUCUGAAAAUCCUCAGGUUCAGAUCUUCCUCUUCAGUCUCUUCUUAGGACUUUUCAUAGUGGCUUUCACAGGUAACUCCGUCAUUGUCAUUGUGAUCAGUCUAAAUCCAGGCCUCCAUACACCCAUGUACUUUUUCCUUAUAAAUUUGGCCUUCUUGGAUGUUCUCUCUGCCUCCACUGUGGUGCCCAAGUUGCUGCAGAACCUAAUGACUAAGAACACCAUUUCCUAUGGUGGCUGCAUAGCUCAGAUCUAUUUCUUAACUUGGUGUUUGGCAGCAGAGGUCUUGGUUUUUACAGCCAUGGCCUAUGAUCGGUAUGUAGCCAUCUGCCAGCCCCUCCAUUACAGCACUAUUAUGAACAAGGCAGCUUGCUGCCUCAUAGCAUCUGCAGUGUGGGCUAUCAGUGGGACCAAUACAACAAUACACAUCAUAUUGACUGUUCGCUUGUCUUUUUGUGGCCCCAAUGUCAUUGAUCAUUUCUUUUGUGAGAUUCCUCCCUUAUUGCCUCUCUCUUGCUCCUCAACCUAUGUCAACAAUGUAAUGGUAAUUAUGGCAGACAUGUUCUUCGCUAUUUUCAAUUUUCUGCUCAUUCUGGUGUCCUAUGGUUUUAUCAUCUCCAGCAUCUUGAAGAUCCGGACUAAGGAAGGGAAGAAGAGAGCUUUUUCCACUUGUUCCUCCCACCUAAUUGUGGUAGCAAUGUAUUAUUGCCCUAUUAUUUAUAUAUAUAUUGUUCCUGGUUUGAAUCCCAAAAGGAGUAAACUGGCUGGUGUGCUGUACACUAUGCUGAGCCCAACUUUGAAUCCUCUGAUCUAUACCCUAAGGAACAAGGAGGUCAAAAUGGCCCUUGGGAAGCUCUUUCCAUUCUUUAGAAAUUAA
Vombatus ursinus (common wombat) is the source of this 924-nucleotide messenger RNA. RefSeq names its product olfactory receptor 13A1-like. Gene Ontology annotation, biological process: G protein-coupled receptor signaling pathway. The coding region runs from base 1 to 924 and encodes 307 amino acids. The record is from RefSeq and is a predicted model, not a curated record. The transcript is spliced from 3 exons. Gene Ontology annotation, cellular component: membrane. Gene Ontology annotation, molecular function: olfactory receptor activity; G protein-coupled receptor activity. Lineage: Eukaryota; Metazoa; Chordata; Mammalia; Diprotodontia; Vombatidae.